AUGACUGAAGCUCCAACUCAUCCACAUCUCCAAGAAGAACCUUCUACGGUAUCUGAAUCCCCCGACCUAUCUGAGGUACUUGAGCAACGUGUGGCCUUGUCGGAUGGUUUGAUAAGGGCUAUAGUCAGUGCUGCAGAGAAUCCAGACGACCCAUUACGAAACGUCUGCAUUCAGACUUUGAUAGAAAUAGGAGUGUUCGAUGUCAGACGUCUAGUCCGAUCAGACGCAUUGAGAACGUUAUUAUUGGUUUUCAAAGAUGGUCCAUGGGAAUUAGGACCGUCAAUAACGGGAUUGUUGUUACAUCUUGUCAAUCAACCAUCAACCAGAAAAUACCUUAUUCCUGGUGCUGACGUGGAGAGCGUCCUCGUUGGUUUAACAGAAGAAUACGGUAAACCCGUAUCACGUCAACCACUCCGUCAAACGGAAAAACUUCAAAGAUGUAUAUCUGACGUUUCCAUGUUAUUGAGUUCAUGGCAAGGAUUAUUAGUGUUGAGUAUGGAUGGAUGUAGGGCUAUCAAAAGUUUGAUCAGUUCUUUACAUGUUCCCAGUUCAGAUGUUAAGGAUGCUUUCUUAAACCUUUUAUAUCAGGUUCUGAGGAUCAAAUCUCCGAAUUGGAAAGAUGCAUUCCUGGAAGGAAAACGUCUGACAGUAUACAACCGCACGCAAGAGGCAGCUUCACAAUUACAAGAUGAUCCAGAAGAAGAUGAACCUCGCCAAAACCUAAAUCUGAUCGAUCAUUAUGUCGCUUUACUCCUUGCUACCUUUAUCGAGGCAGGUCUCGUUGAAUCUUUGAUCGCUUUGAUCGAGGAAGAUAUUGGAAUGUUGAAUAGGAAAGCGACGUUGUUAUUGGGAGAGAUAUUGCAGAUGGCAAAUAGGAUUUUACCUUUACAAUUCGCUGCGAAGUUACAAGCCCUACCUAGACUCUUCUCCGUCGCGGCAAACUUUUCGAAUCCCACCGAAAGACACAUGGCACUGAGUGCACUGUCCUCGAUAGACUCUUUGAAUAGGAAUCAGAGCAAGACUAGUAAAGCUCAGUCGAGAGAUCGAGUUGGCAAUAUACAAGACUCUUUGCAAAGGGGUCAGAGACAGGUUCAGCAGGUGAAAUUGAGGCUGGGAUUGCAGAUCGACGAUAAGCAGUUUCAGCAGAUGAUCAAUGAUUCCGGGGUCUUACUGGGUCGUGAUCACACAAAGUGGAACUACGACGUCAUCCUCGACCUGGUACAAGGACCUUUACUGAAUCCCAAACGAUUGGACGAGGCGAUAAAAGCCACGAAAAUCUUGCGCAGGCUAUUCUCUUUUUACCACCCGUACAACAACCGAUUUUCAGCCAUCAAAAGGACCCGACCGAAUCAUAAAUGGGUCCGUCUUGGUUGUGCUCUAUUAUCGACCAUGCUCGCUAGUCCAGAGGGGAUACGGUUCAUAGCGGAAGACAAAUUACUGCGACAGAUCGGUGAAUGUUUUGGAGAGUUGGAUCAUUACGUGGGCAAGCCUAGCACCCAACCCAUCUUUGCGCGGGACCGAUUGACAACUACCUUGACAUACGGCUAUUUUGAAAUGAUAGGGACGUUGAGCAAACAUGCCGAGGGUAUGAAACUCAUGGAGAGGUUCAGAUUCUUUACGUGUUUCUACCAUUUAUCCGAACAACGGAGUAGGGAUGAUAUCAUACGAAUCAUUAUUGAAUGUUUCGACUAUUCCAUCGACGCCCAUCCCCGUAUAGUUCUCUCCAAAGCUCUCACCUCUUCGUAUAUGGAAACUCGACUAUUCGCAACUCACCAUCUUGGCAGACUGAUGCAUGAAGAAUCUGGAUUGGUUGAUUGGGCACUGCAACUUAUGAUUACUCAGCUGUACGACACUAGUAUGCAAGUUUGUGAGGUGGCCGUGAUGUAUCUUGAAGAUAUGUGUACGGAUACAGAGUGUCUGGAAAAAGUAGUACAGCUCCGUCCUACUUUGGAACAUUUGGGAGAUGUGGGACAUCCACUGUUCAUGAGGUUCGUAUCCACUUCCGUCGGCUUCAAAUACCUUCACUCGACUGGAUACAUUGACCGGGAGCUCGAGCAUUGGAUGACGGAACGGAACUUGUUGUAUGUUGUCGAAACGGAGACAUGGGUUUCAAAGACUCUUCGACCUUUUACGAGUGAUACCAUCCAAGAUUACUGGGAAUACGAAGGUAUCGCCCCUACGCAUUUCCUCGGUGAACUCACCAAAACCUCCGAAGGUUGUCAAUGGUUGAAAGAAAGAGGUAUCGUCUCUGAUUUCUGUGAAACCAUCCGUGUGCAAGGUAUGGAAACGGAAGAUACGAAAGUAUUGACAAAUGUUAAAUGUGUUCUUUGGGCUUUGGGUAAUAUCGGGUCUACGAUAGGGGGAUUACCAUUUUUGGAAGAUGAGGAAAUCAUCGAUGGGAUUAUCGAAAUUGCUGAACAAUCGACUGUGCUCACUAUGCGAGGAGUGGCAUUCUUCGUCAUUGGUUUAAUCUCUUCUACUCGCAUAGGCGCCGAACUUCUGGAAGAAUACGGCUGGGUGUCUACCCGGACAUCAUUAGGUUUGACUACGGGGUUAUGUUUGCCUAAUGAUCUGAGCAGGUUUGCAUAUGUUGAACCGUGGCAACGAAUCCAAAUUCCAGUCGUACCGCCAAAACUCCCAAAGCUUCCAGCGGAGAACGAGAUCAUGUCAGCCAUUGCGAAUUUGAGCAAUUACGUCCUUGCUGCUGGAGCGAUGAAUAAUCUUAAACGAAUCCGUACUCGUCAACCCCGACAUUUCUCUUCUCUCCCUCUCUUCCAUCGCGCUUUACAUAUCAUAUCUCAUAAUCAUUAUCAAGCCCCUGUCCGUAAAUUCGUACUUGAUCUAUUCGACAUAUCACUCACUCCCGAAACCUUGACAGCAUUACGUCGAUUAGAGAUGAAUGAUCAUCAAGACCGUACGAACACCCAACCAUCCAUUUCUGACACUCAUGAUCUCCCCAUGGAGAAGGGACAUCCCGGGACAGAUCUCGAGGACGGGAGACAGGUGUCACUGUACAUGAAUGAAGAAGAAGUCAAAGAACAUAGACGGAAGAGAUCAACGUCUAGUCCCGGUCCAGGGACUGUUCAUACGAAAGGUUUCAUCAUGGAUGAUAUGAUAGAGAAUAAGCAACGAAUGAGGGGGAUGACAAUGGAUACAAGGAGGGACGAAAGUGUGAGAUGA
Molecule: messenger RNA, 3180 nt
Organism: Tremella mesenterica DSM 1558
Lineage: Eukaryota; Fungi; Basidiomycota; Tremellomycetes; Tremellales; Tremellaceae
Exons: 20
Coding region: 1-3180 (1059 amino acids)
Biological process (GO): TORC2 signaling
Cellular component (GO): TORC2 complex
Source: RefSeq, a predicted model, not a curated record